Propithecus coquereli (Coquerel's sifaka) is the source of this 1169-nucleotide messenger RNA. It is a transcript of the gene LIPT2, whose product is annotated as lipoyl(octanoyl) transferase 2 (putative). NCBI's taxonomy places the organism in Eukaryota, Metazoa, Chordata, Mammalia, Primates, Indriidae. Gene Ontology annotation, molecular function: lipoyl(octanoyl) transferase activity. Gene Ontology annotation, biological process: protein lipoylation. The record is from RefSeq and is a predicted model, not a curated record. The transcript is spliced from 2 exons. Gene Ontology annotation, cellular component: mitochondrion. Bases 23 to 718 code for a protein of 231 amino acids.
CGCCGACGCCGCAGCGGGUGCGAUGCCGCAACCCGCGGUACGGCUGGUGUGGCUGGGUCGGGUGCGGUACGCCGAGCUGCUGGCGCUGCAGGACCGCUGGCUGCGGGAGCUGCAAGCCGAGCCAGGCACCGAGGCCCUGUCGGGGACUGAUGCGGGCGCGCUCCUGCUCUGCGAGCCCGCGGGGCCCGUGUACACGGCCGGGCUGCGCGGCGGCCUGACGCCCGAGGAAACUGCGCGACUGCGGGCCUUGGGCGCCGAGGUGCGCGCCACAGGCCGCGGCGGCCUGGCCACCUUCCACGGCCCAGGCCAGCUACUCUGCCACUCGGUGCUCGACCUGCGGCGCCUCGGCCUGCGCCUGCGCACGCACGUGGCGGCGCUGGAGGCGUGCGCCGUGCGCCUGUGUGAGCUCCAGGGGCUGCCGGGUGCCCGCGCGCGUCCCCCGCCCUACACCGGCGUCUGGCUGGAAGAGCGCAAGAUCUGCGCGAUCGGAGUCCGCUGUGGAAGGCACAUCACAUCCCAUGGCCUGGCUCUGAAUUGCUCUACAGACCUCACGUGGUUUGAACACAUUGUGCCCUGCGGGCUGGUGGGGACAGGUGUCACUUCCCUGAGUAAGGAGCUCCAGAGGCACGUCACUGUGGAAGAAGUAGUGCCACCUUUCCUUGUGGCCUUUAAAGAGACCUACAAGUGCACAUUGAUCUCCGAGGACAACUGCAACUGAAGAGCAUUCAUGUUAUCACAGCCAGAAUAGUCCUGCCUUGGGAAGCCCCAAAUCUGACUCGAGUCACCUUCCAAAAUCCAGACUCUAGACCUGGCCUGUCAUUCACUGACCAUGAGACUAAGGGCAAAUCAUAAGCUCUGAGCCAUUGUUUCCAUAUGUAUCCUGGUCUGUUUAUAUCUUCCCACCUACCUCAGAGAUACUAGCUGUGAAAACACUAUGAAAAGCAACACAUGUGAUAUAAAACGUUAGCACCACUGCUGCCAUCAGUUUCUCAGCGUAGAGAAACUCAGAUGUCAUAGAUUGUCAUUUCUCAAUUAUUGUUAUUUCUUCUGUACUGUAUAUAGCUGGGCAAUUCUGGGCUCUUUUUCCUUUUGUGGAAAUCAAAUCUCUGGAUGACCCAGGUAAAGGUGAUGUGAUGUGCUUUUGCAAGAGACCUGGAUACUUUAGGCAA